CCUCAAACAGGAUCACGUUAAGAUUGCUUCAAGAAAGAGGACUUUCAUUUAAACUAAAUGACUCCUUUUUCACGUGAGACUUUGCUAUUUACCUGCUCUGGGCAUGGAUUGGAGAAAAGCAGUUGUUCAUAUUCAGUUGUCAUAUUCCUGAAUGACAACUAGUUGUUUUUAAUGGCAACGGCCUGCUGAAGCUGCACAAUAGACUUCCAAUGGGACUUCUAUAAGACACACUGGAACUACCUGAUAUCUGCAUUGACCAGUGGAAAUGGGGACCGAGAGAGGAGGCUUCUCCGUGCUUCUCCUCAUCGUGCUCUGCUGCUGCUUUGGAGGAAAAUGCGAGCUCCAGGAUUCGAAACCUUCGGCGCAGACGGAGGUCCCGACCGGUGUCGAACUUUUCCCCAACGAACUGGAUGAGGCCCAGGCCUUCCCUGAUGAGGAGAAGGCCCACCUCCCUGUGUUCACCAUGGACUACGCUCGGAUCCAGGUCCCCUUUGAGUUCACACUGUGGGUCCUGCUGGCCUCUUUUGCCAAGAUUGGUUUCCACAUUUACCAUAAAAUCACCAUUUGGAUCCCAGAGUCCUGCCUCCUGAUUUCCGUCGGUCUCGUUGUGGGCGCCAUCAUGCACGCGGUGAAAGAGGAACCCCCCGCUGUCCUCAACUCCGACGUCUUCUUCCUCUUCAUGCUCCCGCUCAUCGUCCUCGACAACGGCUACUUCAUGCCCACGAGGCCGUUCUUCGAGAACAUCGGCACGGUGCUGUGGUACGCCGUGGUGGGAACCCUGUGGAACAGCAUCGGCAUCGGGAUGUCCCUCUUUGCCAUCUGCCAGUUCGAGGUGUUUGGAGUUCAAGAUAUCAACCUGCAGGAGAACCUGCUGUUUGCCUCCAUCAUCUCCACCGUGGACCCCGUGGCGGCUCUGAAUGUGUUCGAGGACAUCGGAGUCAACGAGCAGACGUACAUCGUCAUAUUUGGAGAGGGACUCUUCAACGACGCCGUCACUGUGGUACUUUACAACAUGUUCACCUAUCUGGCCGCGUUGCCCGUUGUUGAACCCACGGAUGUGUUCGUGGGCACGGCCCGGUUCUUCCUGGUGGCGCUCGGUGGCGUCCUCUUCGGCCUCCUGUUUGGGUUUGUGGCGGCGUUCACCACGCGCUUCACCCACAACGUCCGCCAGAUCGAGCCCCUCUUCGUCUUCAUGUACAGCUACCUGGCGUACCUGGUGGCAGAGUGUUUUGCUAUCUCCAGCGUGAUGGCCCUUUUAACGUGUGCCAUCACCAUGAAGUACUACGUGGAGGAGAACGUUUCCCAGAGGUCCUGCACCACGAUCCGCCAUGUUGUCAAGAUGCUGGCCACCAUCUCUGAAACCCUCAUCUUCUUCUUCCUGGGCGUCGUGACCAUAACGACCGAGCAUGAGUGGAACUGGGCCUACAUCCUGUUCACGUUGCUGUUUGCCUUCCUCUGGAGAGGGAUUGGCAUCCUGGUCCUGACCCAGAUCAUCAAUCCGUUCCGUACCAUCUCGCUCAACUUCAAGGACCAGUUUGGCCUCGCCUACGGGGGCCUGCGAGGGGCAAUCUGCUUCGCCCUGGUCUUCACCUUACCCGAUAACAUCAACAGGAAGAACCUGUUUGUCACGGCUUCUGUCGCCGUCAUCAUAUUCACCGUUUUCAUACAGGGCAUCAGCAUCCGUCCAAUAGUAGAAUAUAUGAACAUCAGGAAAACCAACAAAGACGUGAACAACAUCAAUGUGGAGGUUCACACCAGGAUGAUGGAGCACGUCCUCAGUGGAAUUGAGGACUUGUGUGGACAAUGGAGCCACUAUUACUGGAAAGACAAGUUCAAGAAGUUCAACGAUCACGUUUUGAGGCGCAUCCUGAUCCGAGACAACAGGGCCGAGUCCAGCAUUGUGGCUCUGUACAAGAAGCUGGAGCUGCAGGUCGCCAUCGGGUUGCUGGACGGCCCGAUGGGAGACCUCAGCGCGGCGCCGUCUAUCGUUUCUUUGCACGACGAGAGGAAGGAGGCGACUCGACCCAAGAAGAAGUUCCUGGCUGCUGACGUGAGGAAAAUGCAAGACAUCCUGUCAAAGAACAUGUACAAGAUCCGACAGAAGACGAUGAAUUACACCAACAAAUACAAUCUGCCCGACGACAGCCGAACCAGGGAGAUUCUGAUCCGCCGCCACGCAAGCAUCAGACACAGCCUCCGCGCUGAAAGUUUCCGCGAGUUGCCUUCACAAAACAUCCCCAAGUCUCAGAGGUACUACUCGCUCCAACCGGGAAGGGAUCUGGAGACCGCCUUCGCCCUCAGAAGACGAAGUCAUGGUGGAAGCGGAGACGUGGAGCAUCUCUCCAACCUGACGCCGCGCUCCUCAUCCCGCUCUCACGUCCCCAUGAGGAGGUUGAACACCAUCAAGGAGACUGGAAAUACAGCCACCUCCUCCCAACCACACUCGCCACCUCCUGGGGUGGAUGCUCUGGACAGGGGUCCCGGAAGUCUGGAGGGUUCGAGCCCCCAAGGCAGGAAGGUGCUAGUUCCUGCACCCAAGAGGCGUCUCUUGGAUCAGGUAGACUCUGGAGAGGAAGACCCCGCUGACUCUGAACCGGUGCAACCACCGCAUCUACCUCCACCUGGCGGCUGGGCCCCCGAGAACCAGGACCCCCGAGCCAAUGAGACACUGCUUAGGGACCCGUCACAGUGGUCCCGAGCCUCGGGGAGACCAUGACGGACUUUUCCAAAAAAGGAAGAGAAGCACAAAAGCAUCAUCUUUUCUGGUGAGAUGAAUCUGAGGUUUACCUCAAGCAGUGACAUUAAUUCUCCCUCAUUUGUCAGCUUUUAUGUGUUUUUAUGUUAUGUUUGUGUGAUUUUUUGUUGUUGUAGUAUUGGCCAAUAAAUGGGAGUCAGCAGAGUUAUUAGUUUAUUUUUUAAUAUUCAAAUAUACAUUUCUUUAACAAAUGUUGCUAAAAGUACUGUAAUGAGACUAAAAAGUGACUUUGCCUAAUCUAUUUACUCGAGUACUGUAUUUAACAUACAGACAACAAACUCAUUAGCGGACUCUGGACACCAGGAAGUGAAUCAAAACAAACUGUACACAAUCGGGGUCAAGUAAAGUUUAUUAAUUUAAGUAUAUUCUACCUGGGUGAGACUGUCAGACUUAUUUAAAUGUAAUUUUAACUGUGU
Cyclopterus lumpus (lumpfish) is the source of this 3171-nucleotide messenger RNA. RefSeq names its product sodium/hydrogen exchanger 2-like. Gene Ontology annotation, molecular function: sodium:proton antiporter activity. Gene Ontology annotation, biological process: sodium ion transport; proton transmembrane transport; regulation of pH. The transcript is spliced from 13 exons. NCBI's taxonomy places the organism in Eukaryota, Metazoa, Chordata, Actinopteri, Perciformes, Cyclopteridae. Bases 266 to 2716 code for a protein of 816 amino acids. The record is from RefSeq and is a predicted model, not a curated record. Gene Ontology annotation, cellular component: membrane.